CAGACAAGAAACACUGGCCUGCCUUCCUUUUCUCUUACUCCAUUAACACCACCAACAAUAACAGCACCCCCUCAUUGAUUCUCUCUGUACUCUCUCUCUCUCCUCUUAUCCCUUAAUCUUUGCUUAAUAUAAGCAAAGUGGAAAAAGAAAAAGGACAGUCUGCUUUUAUGUCAGGUUAGGGUUUUAUUACAUCUUAAACAGAGACAGAGACACACAAAUGGAAUCAUCACAUUAGUUCCACCACAACCAACAUGGGGGAGUGGAUGCUAAAGUUCGGAUUUUGGGAUCAUUUCUUUGAUGGGUUUCCCUCAAGUUCAGGGGGAGCUAAGAGAUUGCACGUUGUUGAUAUGGAUUUUUCUUUGUGAAUGUUAAGAAGUAGAUGCUGAUAUAGGGAGUUUUAGGUUGCUUUGUUUCCGGGUUUUUAUCAGAAUUUGAUAUAAUCACACCUUGAAGUUAUAAUUUUGUCGGCUUCUACUGGAUUUUUGAGUAAAUAGUGUUGAAAAUGGAGGGUCAAGCAGCUUUUUGUGAUGGGUCUUCAGCAAGUUUAGUUAGUAGGGAAAUGAAAUUGGAGGAGGACGAGGAAGAGUUUCGUAGCUGUUGUGAAGAUGAAGAAGUCUGGAAAGAGAUCGAGGAAAUAGUGAAGGAAGAGCCGAAGGAAGAUCUUGAUGAAUUUUCAGUGAAUAUGUUUUUCAAGGGGAUGUCAAUUGCUGAGGAUGGAGACUCUUGUUCUGGGUUCUCUGGAAUUGGUGUUGUUAUGGAAAGGACCGAACAUGUUCCUGUUAUUCAGGUGCAAAAGAAGCUUGAUUUCUAUGUGGAGGAAUCUGUUGCUGAUUAUUUGGCUCUUAUGGAUGGCCUUGCUGAGGCUAUGCAGAAUAAUAUCCGCCGAGUGUAUGCAUUCACUGACUCUGAGUUGUUAUAUGGUCAGAUAACAAAUGAGGAGGAAGUUGAGGUUCCACUUCUGAUAGCGCUGAGGCAAAGGAUCCUUGAACAUGUCAGCAACCUGGAAGCUUUCAUUCUGAAACUCAGUCCUUGCUUUGAUCUUGAGAGGCCAUUACGCUUAGCACAGGUAGCAGUUGGGGUUGUUUCUUUUCCGGCCAAUGGGAGUGAAUCCCGUGAUAACUGUUCUAUCUGUUGUGAGGAUAAGAUAUCACCAAUGAUGAUAACAAUGAAAUGUUCCCACAAAUUCUGCUCACAUUGUAUGAGGACCUAUGUUGAUGGAAAAGUACAGUCAUCUCAAGUACCAAUCAGAUGCCCUCAGUCAGGAUGCAAAUAUUGCAUUUCCAUCAAUGAAUGCAGAACAUUUCUUCCUCUCAUUUCUUAUGGAUCCCUGGAGAAAGCCCUGGCUGAAGCUGAUAUUCUCCAUUCAGAUAGAAUCUACUGCCCCUAUCCAAAUUGUUCUGUCCUGCUUGAUCCUCGAGAAUGUUUGUCAGCUAGGGCAAGUUCAUCAAGUCAGUCUGAUAAUACAUGUAUUGAGUGCCCUGUUUGUCAAAGGUUUAUCUGUGUGGAAUGUAGCGUUCCUUGGCAUUCUUCCAUGAGCUGUGAAGAGUUCCAGAACCUCCCAUUAGAGGAGAGGGAUGCUACAGACAUUACAUUGCAUCGUCUGGCACAAAAUAAAAGAUGGAGGCGUUGUCAACAGUGCCGCAGGAUGAUUGAGCUCUCUCAAGGUUGCUAUCAUAUGACCUGCUGGUGUGGGCAUGAAUUCUGUUAUUCUUGCGGUGCUGAAUACAGGGACAGGCAACAGACCUGUCAAUGUGUCUUUUGGGAUGAUGACAAUUCUGAAGAUUUGGUCACCCAAUCAUUUCAAGAAUCAGAACAAUGGGCAUGGGAGACUUUUAAUUCACUACCCAUGCUUAUGGAUGCAUACUCAGAACAAGAGAGAUCGCAGCUGGAACUAAUUCAAAGAUUCCUUGCUGGGGGUUUCAGUCUGAGUGACCACCAUCCAUACCAAUCUCCACCCCGCUGUACAGACUCAUAUGUAGAUGCGAUAAAGGAUCUUCAUCAGCUUCCUUGGCUUGAGAGGUUUGUCUCUGUAAUAAGUGACAAUUAUUACGAAGACUAUAUCUAAUGAAAGCUAAUAUAGGACUGCUAAUAAACUAGGAAAAAAGUUGCUUAUCUUCUCAACAAUGCUCAAGGGAGGUAAAAGAGCUUCUCACUCUAUUUACUCCAUUUGCAUUUACAUGAGAAGUGCAGAAAUUGGCGCCUCUUUUUCCUUUAUAGCCUUUUCAUCAUCGCUGCUGGACGAUGUGUGACCUUCUUGAAGGUCCAUAAGAUGGAAGCAGAAGAAUGAAUGCUUGAUUCAUUGCAUUCAUCUAGAAAGAAACAGAAAAUAGAUAAAACAUUUACUACAUUCGUAAAUUGAAAGAAAAUGAAAAGGAUGGUAGUCUUUUCCUUUCUCUCUAUUAUGAAUUCUUGUAAUGAAGGGAAGGUUUCACUUUUAGUGGUUGGAAGUUGUUGAAAUACGUAGUUAAAUCGAGCUUGUUAAACACGCAAAGCAAUAUGCUUGUCUUGAAUAA
Molecule: messenger RNA, 2513 nt
Organism: Populus nigra (black poplar)
Lineage: Eukaryota; Viridiplantae; Streptophyta; Magnoliopsida; Malpighiales; Salicaceae
Product: E3 ubiquitin-protein ligase RSL1-like
Exons: 4
Coding region: 503-2065 (520 amino acids)
Biological process (GO): positive regulation of proteasomal ubiquitin-dependent protein catabolic process; ubiquitin-dependent protein catabolic process; protein polyubiquitination
Cellular component (GO): ubiquitin ligase complex; cytoplasm
Molecular function (GO): RNA-DNA hybrid ribonuclease activity; nucleic acid binding; ubiquitin protein ligase activity
Source: RefSeq, a predicted model, not a curated record